This is a messenger RNA of Fomitopsis serialis, 2723 nucleotides long. RefSeq names its product WD40-repeat-containing domain protein. The record is from RefSeq and is a predicted model, not a curated record. The transcript is spliced from 9 exons. Gene Ontology annotation, molecular function: protein binding. Lineage: Eukaryota; Fungi; Basidiomycota; Agaricomycetes; Polyporales; Fomitopsidaceae. Bases 111 to 2528 code for a protein of 805 amino acids.
CGGUUGCACUGUGCCAUUCCUGUGUGCAUUGCUCUGCCGUCGAGGAGAGCGACGAGCGUGGUUGUGGCAGACACGAGCGUGGCUACUAGGCGCUGUUUGGACCAAACAGCAUGAUCAACGCGACUGCACGACCCAACUUGUCUCUCGGCCACCCGACUCAUCCACAUCCCCUUCCGUCCACCAUCCAGCUCCCCAUGAUCGGUCCUUUGGGCCCCCUCCCGCCCAACAGACCGCCGCAGAACCAGCAGCAGCAGCAGCAGCAGCCACCGCCGCAACAGCAGGGCCCACAGCCGUCGGAAAUCCCCAUCCCACCACAGAGCGGCCAGGACUUCACGCUCUCCAACGUCCUACACUUUCUCCAGACCGAAUGGCGGAGAUAUGAGCGCGACAGAAAUGAGUGGGAGAUUGAGAGGGCGGAAAUGCGGGCGCGAAUAGCCCUGCUCGAGGGCGAGCGACGGUCCUUCGACAAUGUCAAGCUUGAUCUCAUGCGCCGUAUAAAAAUGCUCGAGUAUGCUUUACGCGUCGAACGUUCAAAGCAACUAGCCCAGCCCUCCUCGCAGGCUGUCCCUCCUACAAAGCUUGCAACGCUGCAAGCGCAGCUAGGCGAGAAGAAGGACGACGCGUAUAGUCACAAAGAAGAGAGCAGCGGAAGCUCUCCUCGGAGUGAAGAUUCGCCGCUCCCUCCUGACCGCAUGUCGACCGGUUCUGUCAAUGGGGCCCUCACGAACCCUUCGAGUCGAGGUCAGACAUGGAUGGGCCUGCCGAAUGGCGCAACAGGCACGAUGGGUCCUAUGGGCAAGCCGCCACCAGGGCGCGACCCGAAGAGCAGAGCACGGAGUCGAGAUUAUCUGAAACAAUGUCUUCAGGAAAUCUCGUAUCUCACGUCUCCGCAAGCAGUCAACCCGCUCCCGAACCGCCCUCUCCUCAACAACACCACCCUUCCUCUCCAGCUGCCUAAUGUGCCGUUUGACCAGAUGCCUUAUAACGGCCGUCCGCGAAAACUCAUGCCGGACGUCGGCAAGGACUUCUCCGGUAUGAACGGCAUGAAUAUGGCCACAGGCCCGUCCUCCGCACCUGCCAUCCCGCAGGGCAACCCGCUGGAGCGCAAUAACCUGGGUUCAGGUCUGCUGGGUGCCGCGCAAAACUCGCAGGCAAAUUCGGCAUCUCUUGGACAACAGCAACAUCAGCCCGGACAGCCCUCACAGUUGUCAAACGAGGCGUCCGACAACAGGGAUAAGGAAGGUGACGAUGAGCAGGCACUGGGCACAGCGAUCUUCCGUCCAGACGCAGACUUCCGGGAGAAGUUGCGGUUGUCGCAGGAGGCCGCGGAGCGGGCACGACUGGAGCAGUCUGGCCAGCAUGACAUGCCCAUCAGUGGCGCUGCGUCGUGGGAGCGGCGUGCAAGGGACGAGGAUGAUGAGGGCAAGGACGAGGAGCCUGAAGUGGAGGAGGACGAGUCCACUGUGAUCGGUGAGGGUGAAGGGACCAAGGCGUGGAAGGCGAAACGAACACUGCGGAAUCAUCUCGAUGCCGUGCGCGCCAUUGCGUUCCACCCGACCGAGCUCUGUCUCGCCACUGGCGGAGACGACAUGACCGUGAAGAUCUGGCGCGUCGACGUAGCCGGCCUCGCGUCCUCAAUGUCGCGCCCCACCACGGAGAUUGAGCCUCAGCUCACGCUUCGCGGGCACUCCGCCGCGAUCACCCGGCUGGUGCACGCACCCUCGAAGCAGCUGCUCUACUCCGCCUCGCUGGACUCGUCCAUCCGGAUAUGGGCGCUGCCCCCCUCGUCACACACGACGUAUGCGCCGUACGACGCCACGCGCGCCCGCGGGGAGCUCAUAGGCCAUACCGACGCUGUAUGGGACCUCGCACUUGUGCGCGACGAGAGCACGCUCAUCAGCUGCGGCGCGGAGGGCACGGUCAAGGUCUGGGAUGUCAGCGGUCCCUCGGGCGGUGGCUCGCUCAAGCUGUCGUGGUUGUAUGACGGCUUGGACGCGGGCGAGCCGCAGAACGAGGGCGACGCGCCGGGCGCGACCGCUGUGGAGGCGAUCAAGACCGACCUCAAGAAGGUCGCGGUGGCGUACCAGAACGCAGUCAUCAAGGUCUUCGACAUCGAGACGGGCAAGGAGCUCGUACGGUUGCAGACGGAGCCCGUGGAAGAUGACAUUUCGUCGCAGGCAAACAGCAUCGUGUCCCAUCCCACGAUGCCGCUUUUGAUCACCGGGCACGAGGACAAACAUAUCCGCAUCUUCGACAUCUUGACCGGGCAAUGCACGCAUUCGAUGCUCGCGCACCUCGACGCGGUGACGUCGCUCUCGAUCGACGCCGCGGGCUUUUCGCUCGUGUCGGGCAGCCACGACUGCUCCGUCCGGUUCUGGGACGUCCUCGGGUCGCGCGCGUGCGUGCAGGAGAUCCCGAGCCACCGAGAAAAAGCACGCGAGGGCGUGCUCGACACCGAGUUCCACCCGACGCUGCCGAUCAUGGCGAGCGCGGGCGCGGACGGCGUGGUCAAGCUGUAUGCGUCUUGAUGGGCCGGCACGAGGUGCGGUGGUUGGCUUUCGUCGCUGGUGCGGGUUGGGUUGUUGUAAUGAUGUGGUGACGUGUACAUGCCACCCAGUAAUUCUGCAUGGAUCUGCUCUGUUCUCCCGCCGCUGUUCGAUAAUAUACCUCGCUACGAAUCUGAUGACCAUAAUCCAUGGCUCGACGCGUUCAUACCUUUCGUU